AUGUGUUGCAUGGGUAUUUUGGUUGCCCUGACUAGGGUUGCUGGUACGCUUGAAAGAAUAUCAGGAGAGCAGCAAGGCAAUACGGGCGAGGAGCUGGAGCCCCGAGUAAAUGGCCGCAGAGUCAAGUCAAAAGUCAAACCCCCCAAUGCCCAGACAGGCACUUCAGGCUUUGAGCUAACGAGGCAAUCGUCAGAAACUGUAAGUACCUAUGGUGAAAGCCUGAAAGGUCAGAAAGUCAAGCCAAGCCAACCUCAGCUGUGCAUCCUACACACCAACUGGCUUUCAGGUACAGGAUGCCCUGCGACUUUGCAUCAAGAUCCCAAGUCACCUCCACCCCCUUUUGGGUUUGUAUACGAAAGCACGUUCCAGGCAGACAACAGCUAUAGGCUCAUUCUCAACAAUAUGGUCUGGUUGAGGCACUUUCAACACCUGCCAGCUCCUUCAAUUAAUCAUGUACCGAUAAUCCCGCCAUAUAACAAUAUAGUAUGGCAUGUCGUGGCCUUACGUGCCCAGGACAAGGUUGCCCAAAUCUACGACAUCUGGCGGUAUCACAAAUCCGAGAUAUGCUGCAUGUAUUUUCAACGCGCCUCUCGGAUUCGUCCCUUUGCAGUAAAGCUAGCGGCUGAGUUUCAAGGGACUUCGGAUUCACGACUCCGUGGCCAUUUUUGGUUCUUUUUGUUAACACUCCCUACACAAGAUUCCAGUGAGGAAGCUUUUUACAAGCCCUCAAAUUCCGCCAAGCUUUUUGGCUUUGAAUGGUUCAGCAGAGCCUUUGAGACACGGGACGGUGGCGCUUGGCCCUUGUUGGAACACUCGUACUAA
Molecule: messenger RNA, 822 nt
Organism: Fusarium proliferatum ET1
Lineage: Eukaryota; Fungi; Ascomycota; Sordariomycetes; Hypocreales; Nectriaceae
Exons: 5
Coding region: 1-822 (273 amino acids)
Source: RefSeq, a predicted model, not a curated record